AUGGAGAUUACACUUCCAAGGAAAAUGCGGUUACUGCCGAGUUUUUUAUUUCUCGCGGUGUCAGCGCUGGCAGCUGACAACACAAAUUACUAUGAGCAGCCCAUGGAUUACUUUGAUGGUAUUAACUCAAACUUUAAAGUCAACCCUAAUUCAAAAUUCUCUUUCAAUUUUGAGCAAACAAGACGCGACCAGCCCCCACAAAUUGAAAUGAGAGAAGAGGAUGUCGGUAGAUACUUCCAAACCAGACCACAAACAACGACACCUACGUCUAAAUUGUCGAUGAAGGCCGAUAGAGGAUCGAAGCAUGUUUAUCCAAUGCUGAACAAUAACUAUCAGCCACAAGGACAGUGGAGCCAGCCACAAGUGGCGCCGAUGCCACCUCCACCUAAAUUGGACUUUUCAAGACAUAUCAAUCCUCCGAGAAAUCCACCACCCGUAUGGAGUCCCCCAGCGCAACAGAAUGUUCAAACCCCAAACUCCUUCAACAAUUUCCCUCCUCAAGUACCUAAUGUUGGAACACCACCCCCACACCCAGCGCAGUGGAGUCAACCGCCGAAACCUCAAAGCACUCCUCCUCCUUACUACGCUCCACCAGCAGCACCACCGAAACCACCGGCAGGUGUUAGCUUUGCUCCAUCAGCAUCGUAUGUUUCGGAUUCUAUUCGUAAUAACGGCCCUCGCCAGACACCCUCUCUUGCUAACCGUGGAAGCCACAAGUUCAGUUGGGACGAUGUCCAGAAACCAGAACAGUUCAAGCAAAUUGUGAACCAGCAGCCUCACCCAGCUCCGCUCAGCGCGCCACAAUCUAUUCACAACAAACCACCCCCACCCGUACCCACUUUGUCACCCUGGUACGACAACUUUGGCAAAUAA
Messenger RNA from Bicyclus anynana (squinting bush brown), 873 nucleotides. RefSeq lists its product as uncharacterized. NCBI's taxonomy places the organism in Eukaryota, Metazoa, Arthropoda, Insecta, Lepidoptera, Nymphalidae. The record is from RefSeq and is a predicted model, not a curated record. Bases 1 to 873 code for a protein of 290 amino acids. The transcript has 2 exons.